AUGGAUCACAAUUUCGUCCACCACCCCGCCGACCACCCAGACCCCGUCGCCACCCAUCCCCCUUCCUUCCCCCUUCUUUCUUCUUCUUCCUCCUUCUUCCACCCUCCACCGCCACUGCCCCCCUCCACAAUCACCACCACCGCGCCGCCGUCACCGCCUAGCGCCACCCACGCCCCCUUCCUUCCCCUAUCCCCCCCAUACCCUCAUUACACCUACCUUUCCCUCCCUGCUCCCAAACAGCAGCCACCGCCGCCGCGCCACCCUCCUUCGUCGCGCCAGACGCCACCACCACUAUUAUCCAAUCACCUCUCUAUCAAAGACAGAGGCUGGUUCUUCUUGGAGAGAAAACUUAUAGCGGUCAAUGCAUCUUGGGUAAGGGAAUUUUACUGCAAUUACUUCAACACUUCCCUAGAUGCAGUGAUCCUAAGAGGGAAGCAGAUUCUGGUCACUAAAGAGGCCAUUGAGGACAUUUUGCAGCUUCCGCAUAAAUCCGAUCAGCCUGAUGGGUACAAAAAGGCUGAGGAGGACAUGCGUUUCAUGAAAUUUGAUUGGGAUGCUGUCAAGGCAAGGAUAGCCCUUGACCCGACUGUUCCAUGGGAAAUGGGUCAGGAUACCACCAUGCCUAAGGGAAUCAAGUGGAUUUACUUAAAUGAUGAGGCUUGA
Molecule: messenger RNA, 663 nt
Organism: Arachis stenosperma
Lineage: Eukaryota; Viridiplantae; Streptophyta; Magnoliopsida; Fabales; Fabaceae
Exons: 2
Coding region: 1-663 (220 amino acids)
Source: RefSeq, a predicted model, not a curated record